UAUAUAAGCAGCAAAACCUAAUCGAAGAAUUUGUUAUUCAAUACUUGUUUCUUUUUGUUUUUGUUUAUCUUGUUUGCAAGUAAGCUACUUAGGUUUUCAACGUUGCUUGCUUCAUUUCUGUUAUUUGGGAAGGAAAUUAAUCGCCGAGCAAAUUAAAUAGAAGAAAAGCAGAAAUUAUUGAAAGGAAAAAAAUAAGAAUGGAAGGAGAUAAGGGAAAGGAAGAAACGUUGCCACCAGGAUUUCGGUUUCAUCCAACUGAUGAAGAGCUCAUCACUUUCUAUCUUGUAAACAAGAUUUCAGAUGCUAACUUUACUGGAAGAGCAAUUGCCGACGUUGAUCUCAACAAAUGCGAGCCCUGGGACCUUCCUGGGAAGGCAAAAAUGGGAGAAAAAGAGUGGUACUUUUUCAGCCUUCGCGAUCGAAAAUACCCAACUGGUGUAAGAACAAACCGAGCAACCAACACAGGUUACUGGAAGACCACGGGAAAGGACAAGGAGAUCUUCAACAGUAACAGUAGAGUCACAUCAGAGUUGGUUGGGAUGAAGAAGACCUUAGUGUUUUACCGAGGGAGAGCUCCUAGAGGGGAGAAAACCAAUUGGGUCAUGCAUGAGUACCGUAUUCACUCUAAAUCAUCUUUUAGAACUAACAAGCAGGAGGAAUGGGUGGUCUGCCGCGUGUUUCAGAAGAGUGCGGGGUUGAAGAAGUAUCCGUCAGCCUCAAAUCAAUCCAGAGCUGCAGUGAAUCCCUACAAUUUAGAUAUAGGAGGAGGAAGUCUGUUACCAAUGAUGCAGGCGGAGAACUAUCACUUGUCUAUGGGAGCGGAGCUCUCAAGGGUUCUAAGGGGCGGUCCUAGCUGUAGUGCCAAUCUACCUAUUCCAUCCCAAAUCAACUAUCCAGUUCCAGGAGGGUUUACUAUUUCCGGACUGAAUUUAAAUCUUGGAGGAGGCUCCACGCAGCCUGUGAUGCGACCAAUGCAACCUCCCCCACCUCCACCAAUGCUGCAGCACCAAGACGUUACGCCCUCUUUGAUGAACACCGCUACUUUUGGCGCGGAGGGUGGCUAUGGUGCAGAGAUCACCACUCAAAAUGCAAAUGGGCCGACCAACAGAUACUUGAGCAUGGACCAUUGCAUGGACUUGGAUAACUAUUGGCCCACGUACUAAUGGACAAUGCAAAAUCCAAUGUCCCCAAGCAUGCUUUUUGUUUUUAGUAUUAGUCAGUGGUUAAGUUUGGUAGUAUUUGUUUUAAAUUGGAACAGUUUGGGGAAUUUAACGGGUCAUCUUCUCAUAAUAGAUAAUAAGGAAUUUAUAUGCUCUAGCCUAAAACUGGGCCUCUUUAUGUCUUUGUAUGUCUCAACUCUCUCAAUUAUGGAUGAUUUCACAAAAUGAAUAUCAUCAUCUGUUACCUACUUUCUUUUAUAA
This is a messenger RNA of Gossypium arboreum, 1421 nucleotides long. RefSeq names its product protein CUP-SHAPED COTYLEDON 1. Gene Ontology annotation, molecular function: DNA binding. The coding region runs from base 198 to 1163 and encodes 321 amino acids. Lineage: Eukaryota; Viridiplantae; Streptophyta; Magnoliopsida; Malvales; Malvaceae. Gene Ontology annotation, biological process: regulation of DNA-templated transcription. The transcript has 4 exons. The record is from RefSeq and is a predicted model, not a curated record.